Messenger RNA from Ciona intestinalis (vase tunicate), 2045 nucleotides. The record is from RefSeq and is a predicted model, not a curated record. NCBI's taxonomy places the organism in Eukaryota, Metazoa, Chordata, Ascidiacea, Phlebobranchia, Cionidae.
AUUCAUUCUCAAACUUUCAAAGUAGACUAAGACACCAUGCAUGCUGCUGAUCUAGUAUGUUUAAAGCCUCACAUAAGCUUAGAACCUCCUGUGUAUGGGGUAGCUGAAGGUGACAGUAGAAAGAAAUUAGCAAAGACGUUUGUUUGCUCGCAAAACAAAUUAAAGGAAUGGGACUCUUCGUUUUACAUCGGAGACCUUGGACAAAUUGUACGAAACCUACAACUGUGGACGAAACAUAUGCCUCAAAUCAGGCCGUACUACGCAAUGAAGUGCAAUCCCUCACAACCAGUGGUACAACUGCUAGCGUCGUUGGGUGUGGGCUUCGACUGUGCAAGCAAGUUUGAAAUUGAAAGUGCCUUAAAGUGCGGAGUGAAACCUGAUGACAUCAUUUUUGCCGUACCGUGCAAGAUGUCUUCUCAUAUUGAGUAUGCUUGUCGAAGCGGUGUUCGUACCAUGACUUUUGACAACGCUGACGAGCUGCACAAAAUUAAACGAAUUCAUUCAACUGGGAGGUUACUCAUGCGUUUGGAUGUGACGGAAUUUGAAAGGGGAAUCAAAUUCGGUGACAAAUUCGGCGCAUCAAUGCCAGAAGCCAGGAAGCUGAUAUUACUAUGCAAACAGCUGGACUUAAAUUUGGUUGGGAUUUGUUUUCAUCCUGGGAGUGGAAGCGAUUCUUCCGAAGCGACUAGAAACUGUUUACAAAAGUGUAAAAAACUUUACGACUUUGCAACUUCAAAUGAAGUACAUUUAAAAAUCAUCGACAUCGGCGGUGGAUUCGUUUGUGGCGAAAAUUUUAUUGAGAUAAGUGAAACAGUAACUGCAACUGUUGACAAGCUUUUUCCGCCUCAAACUGGCGUAACAGUGAUUGCUGAACCCGGUAGAUUCUUCGUGAAAAAUGCAUUCGCCUUCGUAACAUCUGUGCAUGGUAAAGCGCUCGUUAAUGACCGAGCAAAGUAUUACAUAGGAGCUGGAGUUUUCUCAACAUUUUGUAUGACGCUUUUCGAAGAAUUUGAAAGAAUCCCAGAAAGCUUGUCUCGCAAGGCAGAAAACUGUGAGGUAUAUGCCAGUAAUGUGUACGGUCCUACGGGCGCAGGCGUUGAUAUUGUAUUGAACAAUAUUAUGUUGCCGGAAGCUCGGAUUGGUGAUUGGUGGUUCUUUGACAACAUGGGAGCUUAUUCUUCGUUAGUUAGCAUUGGUUUUAAUGGCUACAUGGUUUUAAAGACGGGGUUCUACAUCGCACAGGAUAUAUGGAACGAUAUCGCAGAUAAACUAGACCCCAAGUCUCCCUUAUUUGGGCAAUAUCAACAACUUGAAACAAUUGGCACUGGAAAAACUUUGGAUUUUGUUUAACUAAAUGUUCUAGAAAAUAUAAUGGUAAAGUGGGGGAAGAUGGGACACUUACGCACAAAGUGCCCAAUAUUUUCAAAAUCAAAAUACAUGACGUUUAUGGGUGAAACCACGAAUUAGUACAAUCAUUCCUUCAUUAAUGACAACAUAAUAUAUAUUAAACCACACAAUGCGUUAUUUAGCAAUUCGCACAACAGGUGUAAUUUACAAAUUCGAAAACGCACAGGGUAAGACGGCACAGUCAAAAAUCAUUGUUAAUUUUUAUUAAAAAGUGUAUUUAUUAUUAGGAAUACAUCUAAAUAACACGAAAUACUGUACGCUUUAAAAAUUAAAAAAAAAGAAUCACCUACAAAGUAACAUACAUAGCAUGAGGUAAUUAUCAUUAAAUGGGGGUCCGUAAAAAGAAAAUUGAAAAAAGUCUCGUCCCAUCUUGUUCCACUCUACUAUAUAUUUAAAAUAUUGCAUUUCCUUACUUAACUGCGUGGUCGGAAAUUAUCUAUGUUAUAUUUGUAGUUUAGCAGCCACAAUUUCAUUUGACACUUUUACUCAGGUAUAAGGUUUACUGGCGGCGUGUUUUAAACAGUUGUUGUAUUUUUGGUAAUUUCCUUCUCUUUUUUGUAAUAUUUAAUCAGAUAUUCGUUACUGCACACCACCAUGGUACUCUAAACACUAAAUUUGUUAACAUUGUGUGAUGUUAA